UGUAUAAAGUUACACGGAUAUAUGCUUCGGUUAGCUUGUGGCGCCAAAGUGUCACCUAGUCGGUGAGUCACUCCUUUCCGAGCAAAAAUCCGAAACGAUGACUCUCUGCAACUCAUUUCUCCUCAAAACCCCAAUCUUCCCUCACUCCCAUUUCUUCACUCACCAAUUUCCCACCAAACCCAUCUUCUCCCUUUCCUGCUCCGCAACCCCCUCUUCCUCCUCCUCCUCCUCCUCCGUGCCUGACCCCAAAACCAACGCCAACGACGGCGAAGCCGCCAAUGGCGGCGGUGAGCCGAAGAGCAAGAGGCUUUCGGACCAGUCCUCGUGGGAGGCCAAGGACUCUGUGGGCGAGGACUACUUAUACAGGCUCGGCAAAGAGGCCGACAACAUGAACAUCGCCGUCGGAGCCCGGGCCGGCGUCGUCGAUGACCUUUUCGUCGGGAAAUUCCUCGGCCGUGACUCCGAUAUCGUUUUUGAUUAUCGCCAGAAGGUCACCAGGUCCUUCCAGUACCUCCAAGGCGAUUAUUACAUUGCGCCUCUCUUCAUGGAUAAAGUCGUAUGCCAUAUGGCGAAGAACUACCUUGCUCAUAUUCUCAAUACGAAAGUUCCUUUGAUUCUAGGUAUUUGGGGAGGAAAAGGCCAAGGAAAGUCUUUUCAGACUGAACUUGUAUUUCAAGCUAUGGGAGUUGAACCUGUAGUUAUGUCUGCUGGGGAAUUAGAAUCAGAAAGAGCUGGGGAACCAGGGAAAUUGAUACGGGAACGCUAUAGAACAGCUUCUCAAGUUGUCCAGAACCAAGGCAAGAUGAGCUGUUUGAUGAUCAAUGACAUUGAUGCUGGGCUCGGUAGAUUUGGAAACACUCAGAUGACAGUCAAUAAUCAAAUUGUUGUUGGAACUUUGAUGAAUCUAUGUGAUAAUCCUACAAGAGUUAGUAUUGGACAAGACUGGCGAGAAUCAGAUAUCACAAACAGAGUUCCUAUCAUUGUUACAGGAAAUGAUUUUUCAAAAAUUUAUGCUCCCUUAAUCCGUGAUGGAAGGAUGGAAAAGUUUUAUUGGCAACCUAAUCGUGAGGAUAUCAUUAACAUUGUUAACAGAAUGUAUGAGAAAGAUGGCAUAUCCAGGGAUGAAGUUGUAAGUAUAGUUGACACUUUUCCUAACCAAGCACUGGAUUUCUAUGGAGCUCUACGGUCUCGAACAUAUGAUCGGUCAAUUUCUAAGUGGAUUGAUGAUAUUGGCGGUGUUGAAAGUCUUGGAAACAAACUUGUGAAGCGAAGAAAGGAUGACAAUCUUCCUGUAUAUACUCCUCCAAAGCAAACGAUGGAGGCUUUGCUUGAAUCCGGGUAUUCUCUGCUGAAAGAACAGCAGUUGAUAAUGGAGACCAAACUUUCAAAGGAAUACAUGAAGAACAUGGAUGAUUAGAACUUGUAGUAUCAUAUCAUUUUAAUAUGUUUUGUCAUGCUCUUUGGCUUGUUGGGUGUGCAUAGUUGUAAUCCUACAAGUGCCAUUUUUAAGGGGUUCUGCAGAUAUUUCACUUUCAUCUUCCAUUUAAAAGCACAACUGUGAGAAGAAUUGCAAUUUUGUUAGGGGAAUGGUUCUGUAUGAUCUAUAAGCAAUUUGGUAAA
Molecule: messenger RNA, 1620 nt
Organism: Rosa chinensis
Lineage: Eukaryota; Viridiplantae; Streptophyta; Magnoliopsida; Rosales; Rosaceae
Product: ribulose bisphosphate carboxylase/oxygenase activase, chloroplastic
Exons: 11
Coding region: 98-1417 (439 amino acids)
Molecular function (GO): ATP binding; ATP hydrolysis activity
Source: RefSeq, a predicted model, not a curated record